GAUCAAGAGAUCGAAAGCUGUUGACAUUGUGUGGACGUUGGGCCCUAACAUGUGAUGCGAUUGUUAGAUUGUGAUAUCAGUGCUGUUGUGGUGGUACUAGCAUUGCAGGGAAAGACGAGUUAUGUUAACGUGAAGGAACAUUGUCCAGGAUAUAUGCAUGUAAUGUAGAAGAACAUGAAAAUGUAAUCGACCGUCUCGUACCGUCCGUGAAAAGUUGCAAAUUGUGAUUCUAAAAACCAAAUCAGUGUUGACGCCCCAAAUAAAUUGGUUUGAAUGCUAAGAUUCGUGUUCCUUUGUAUUGAUCGUGUUUUAGAGUGCCGUAUUUGUUAAUACCGUGUGAUUUGUCGAGAAGCUUCUGUAGUUUCAGCCCAAAGUAGUAAUGUGAAAUAAUUGAUUGCUCCAGAGCCCAACAUUUAAUAAACGAAAAUGCAUGUUGACGUGAGAUAGCAUUUGGGAACUGCUGCCUGGUGAGUAGUAGGACUCAACAAGAGCUGUUUUAUAAUAAGAUACCAGUCCCUGUUGUGCCAGGGAACGGGUGUCCAUCAAUUGCAGGAAAUAAAGCCAUUUAAACUACAAAAACAUGGGUUGCUGCUCGUGCACAGUGAAAACAAAAAAAAUUUUGGUGUUUGGCAUUGGAGGAGGCCUUUUAGUCGUAGGACUUUUUAUUGGUGGCUUCAUGAACAUGAUAGUUGACAGUGUUCUGAGUUCUGCAAUGGUUCUAAGGGAAGGUUCCUUGACUUAUGAAAAGUGGAUAAAAUUGCCAGUAGAUUUGUAUAUGGAGUUCUAUAUGUUCAAUGUAACCAAUUCUGAGGAAUAUGCAAAGGAUCAAACCAUUAAACCAAUACUAGAAGAAAUUGGACCUUAUGUAUUCAGGGAGUAUCAUGGAAGGAAUAUUUUAGGCUGGAAUGACAAUAAUGGUACCGUAACAUUUCAGAAUAUCAGAACUUGGCAGUUUGCUCCAGAGCUUUCUGGUGGACUUGAGAAUGAUUUGAUUAUGACAAUAAAUGCUGUUCCUGCAACUCUUAAUUACCUAGCUCGUUUGAUGGGACCUGUGGAACGAGUUUUACUAUCAUCCUUGUUGACUGUGUCUGGAGAAGGAAUGUUUAUAAACAAGACUGUGAGAGAGUUGUUGUUUGAUGGUUACCAGGACCCAAUACUGGAUGUUGUAAAUAAAUUGAACACGUCUAUUUCAAUACCAUUUAAGCAGUUUGGAUACUUUGUUGAUCGUAAUGGUUCAGAAACGUAUGAUGGUGUGUUCAAUAUGUAUACUGGUAAGGACAACAUCGAGCUUCUGGGUACAGUUGCCGAAUGGAAUUACAACAAUUUUACACCUUACUAUGAGCGACCAUGCAGCGAUGUCACGGGCACCACUGGAGAACUCUGGGGGCCAAUCAGAAAUAAAAAUGAUGUUGGGAUAUUUGCUCCUGACAUUUGUAUGACACUGAAGUUGAAAUACAGUGGUGCAGCAGAGUUAAAUGGAUUGGAAGGCUAUAGCUAUCUUUUGCGGGACAAUGCAUUCAACAAUAGUGACCCUGAAGCAUCUUGCACAUGUCUACAAGAUACAGAAUGUGUACCUGCUGGCCUAUUGAAUGUAUCUGCUUGCCGCUAUAAUGCACCUGUCUUUGUAUCACGGCCGCACUUCUUAUUGUCUGACUCAUCACUCCUUGAUGCCGUUGAGGGACUGAAGCCUGAUCCAGAAAAACACAAAUUAAGACUUGGUCUUGAACCUACUACUGGAGCACCCAUGUUUGUGGAUGCACGUUUGAUGUUGAACUUGCUGCUCGAACCUGUGAAACACAUUAAGAUGUUUGAGAAUCUCCCCAGGAGGAUGUAUUUUCCAGUAUUUUGGUUCAACCAAAAGGCAGUACUUAGCGAUGAAUUAAGUACAUUAGCGAAACUAGUGCAGAUAGCACCUGAUGUCGGAAUGGGUGUUUUCUUUGGAUUAGCUGGAAUUGGAGCUUUGAUGCUAUUCAUUGGAAUAAUGCUGACUGUGCGCCAUGGUUGGAAAGGCUCAGACACACAAGGGCUAAUCUAUGACAAUUAAGAAUGCAUUGAUUCAUCAAAUUCAUAUUGAAGUGCCUUCGAACAAACAUUGAAAAAGACCCACCUUAGACACAGCUGUCACAUAAUUUUGUGCGGUUUUCACUAAGAAUUUUGUGGCCUUUCUAAAAGUAUUUUUGGUACUUUUGUGUGCCCUGAUAAAAUAAUGUUUUCCAUUGUCUCUGGUAUUCUUUUGUAUCUCGGCUAAAGAAUUAAGUUUUCAAGUUGUAGUUUGAUUGUUAGUGGGAGUGAAAUGAUGAUACAUUUAAAAAUAAUGCAGCUUACAGCAUGUGUCACAUUUAGAUUCUACAACUUGUAGUUCAGGAUAUAUCGUGUGUGAGUGAGUGAGAGUGUGUGAGAGAGAGAGAGAGAGAGAGAGAGAGAGA
Schistocerca nitens (vagrant locust) is the source of this 2426-nucleotide messenger RNA. Its product is annotated as protein croquemort-like. NCBI's taxonomy places the organism in Eukaryota, Metazoa, Arthropoda, Insecta, Orthoptera, Acrididae. The transcript has 9 exons. Gene Ontology annotation, molecular function: scavenger receptor activity. The record is from RefSeq and is a predicted model, not a curated record. Bases 581 to 2044 code for a protein of 487 amino acids. Gene Ontology annotation, cellular component: cytoplasm; membrane.